This is a messenger RNA of Dictyostelium purpureum, 1384 nucleotides long. RefSeq lists its product as uncharacterized. The record is from RefSeq and is a predicted model, not a curated record. Gene Ontology annotation, cellular component: nucleus; cyclin-dependent protein kinase holoenzyme complex. Gene Ontology annotation, biological process: regulation of cyclin-dependent protein serine/threonine kinase activity. Gene Ontology annotation, molecular function: cyclin-dependent protein serine/threonine kinase regulator activity; protein kinase binding. NCBI's taxonomy places the organism in Eukaryota, Evosea, Eumycetozoa, Dictyosteliales, Dictyosteliaceae. The coding region runs from base 78 to 1163 and encodes 361 amino acids. The transcript has 3 exons.
CUAUAAAAUUAACUUUAAACUAUAACAACUAUAGCCACAAUAAAAUUAAUUUUAAAACCAGUAAUAACAACUGUAAAAUGAAUUCCUUUCAACAACAUUCAUCCUAUAACUCGAGCAGUAGAGGGUCAAAUAAUAGUAAUUCAUCCAAUCAUUUCCACCAUCACCAACAUCACAAUAAUAGCCACCAUUUUCAUCAUCAACAAAUUUCAACACAAUUCACCGGUAACCAACAACCUGUAACAUUUUUAUCAAUAUUGAAUGAAGGUAAAAUUCAACUUGGUGAAGUUUCCAACUCAUGGGGUCAAAAUGGAGAUUGGGUACUAAGAGCACUUGUAAUGUCUAUUAAUCAAUUGCUAUCAAUAAAUGACCAAUAUCCAAAUAACCAUUCACAAUUUUUACCAGAACAUAUGAAACUCCCAAUGAUUACAAUAGAGGGUUAUAUUGCAAGAAUAAUAAAAUAUUCACCAUGUUCAAAAGAAUGUUUUAUAAUCAUCCUGAUGUAUAUUGACAGACUUAUCCAAAAGAGAAACUUUAUUGUAAAUAGUUAUAACAUUCAUAGAAUUUUAAUCACAUGCGUUUUAGUUGCUGCAAAAUAUUUAGAUGAUAUUUUUUAUAAUAAUCAAUUUUAUUCACAAGUUGGUGGUGUUAGUGUUAAAGAAAUAAACACAAUGGAAAUAGAUUUAUUAAAACUUCUAUCCUUUGAUGUCAGUGCUAGAGUAAAUGAAUAUACUGUUUAUUUUGAACAUUUUAAAAGCUAUUGCGAAAAAUUACAACUUACCCUCAAUUUCCAACCAAAUACCAAAGGUUUACCAGAACCAAUCCCACUUGAAUUACAUAUGACAACUACCUCAAAUAAAAAUAACAACUUGUCACCAAACAAUAAAGAAAAAGAAAAGGAAAAAGAUAAAGAAACCAAUACAAACUCAAAUAUUUCGAAUAACAAUUUAAUAAUAAGCAGUAAUAAUAAUAAAUCGAAUGUAAAUAAUAACAACCCAAACGAUAAUAACAACUCUGUAAAUAAUAACACAACUAAUAAUAGUGAUAAUUCAAAUGAUGAUAAAAUAAAAAAUAAUAAUACAAAUAAUAAUAACAAUAAUAAUAAUCAAUAUCACCAUCCUCUUCCAUUUCGAUUUCCUCCAGUCCAACCAAAUAUGGUGGCCUAAGAAAUUCUUUGUUAGUUUAUUAGGUUACAAAAGAAUCAAAUCUUCAAAACCUAAAAAAGAAAAAAUCGAAAAAAAAAGAAAAAUCUUAUAAAUAAUAUUUUUCAUUAUUAUUAUUAUUAUUUAUUUUUUUAUAAAAAUUAAAUAUUAAUACUUUUUUCCAAACUACAUAAUAUAUAAAAAUAUAUGUAAUUUUUUUAAAUAAAAUACUUUAAAUUAAAACU